This is a messenger RNA of Clonostachys rhizophaga, 1302 nucleotides long. NCBI's taxonomy places the organism in Eukaryota, Fungi, Ascomycota, Sordariomycetes, Hypocreales, Bionectriaceae. The record is from the annotation of a GenBank genome assembly.
AUGGCACCACCACUCUCCCAACGGUUACAUCUUUUUCUACAUCCUAGAAACAAUUCAAAUCUUUUAAGCCGCCCGUCACGCACUCUACGGUCGCUUGAGAGAUCAAUUGAUGGGCUUUCUCCCUGGUAUCAGGUUAUUGUUGGAUUCUUCGUCAACUUUAUGACAUGGGGUAUGCCCAACGCGUACGGCGUAUUCCAACUGUAUUACUCUCAGACCACGGGCUGGUCUUCGUCUCAGAUCUCGUGGGUGGGCUCGAUCCAGCUAUUCCUGGCUUUUGUUGGCGGCUCCGUGUCCGGAAGGUUGGCAGAUGCUGGGUAUGCUCGGCAUUGCAUCUUGCUCGGAUCUACUCUGAACAUCAUAGGAAUCAUGACAGCGAGUGUUGCUUCCGCCUACUGGCAAGUGAUCUUAUCACUCGGUGUCUGUGUCGGUCUAGGCGGCGGUAUGAUGGCCCUGCCUGCUGCCGCUGCUAUCGGAUCUCGCCUGCGACAUAGACGAGCGCUGGCCAUGAGCUUGUCGGGAUGUGGUGCAAGUAUCGGUGCCAUCUCUUAUGCUGCGACUGUUCAGUAUCUAAUCCCUGUUAUUGGCUUUCCCUGGGCUGUUCGAUGCUGCGGGCUUCUUUCCAUCAUAGCCUCGAUCACGGCAAAUGCGCUUGCUCGGCCACCAUUGUAUACCAGGAAAUCCGGCGGCCUAAUUGACUGGUCUGCAUUUGAGAGUGGCUUUUUUGGGAUGUUCUGUCUUGGCGGUUUCUUGGUGUAUUUCUCUCUCUUUGCAGCUACCAUCUACAUUAACUCAUUUGCCUCAAACACACUCGGGUUUGAGGCCAGCAAGUCAAUUCAAUUCUUGCUUAUCUCCAACGCUGCCUCCAUUCUCGCCCGGCCGAUGUCGGGGAUGAUUGCCGAUCAUGUUUUCGGGGAAGUGAACACCUGGAACCUGGUUUGUUUCCUCCUGUCAGGCAUGCUAUUUGCGUGGAUCGGCGUCCGUACCCAACCUGCCAUGUACGCGUACUCCGUUUUGAUGGGGUUUUUGAACGGGGCAGCGCAAGGUAUCUUCCCGAGCGCUGUCAAUAGUCUCAGUAUCGGCACAGACAAGCUGGGCACCCGCCUGGGCAUGGUUUUUGGUCUUUGCGGGGUGGCCAGUCUGGCAGGGCCCCCGACGAUGGGUGCUAUAAUUGAUGCUAAUAAAGGACAGUAUUUAUGGGCACAGGUCUGCGGAGGGACAUUGAUGUGUGUUGGAUGCUUGACCGUUGGUAGUGCAAGAUUGUUUUUCGCCCGAACGCGUCUGAGAGAUGAGAUCGGUCUCUAG